CCUCAAGUCCGACCAGACGUCGCCAGAGUGUCCAGACUCAAGGAACAGGGGUCAUUUACCUCAAGGAACUGAUCUGGAGAACAGCCUGGACACAAGUGAACGUCGCUCCUUUCCCCCCCCGGUUCCGACCUCUCAGCCUGCCUCCCGACUCCAGAAUAGCUCGACUCUGGUGUGUCCGACCAGCAGCUUAGUCUGACGUCUGUUUUCGAACGACCCUCCCUCCGUUUUCGAGAAAAGAUUCUUUGCAAAGAAGCUCCCGCCAUGUUCUUCCCAUCUGUAGCUAAGCUGCUGCUCGCAGCUGGCUUCGUCCACUCUGCUCUGGCCCACAACAUUCAGCUUCCCGCCCACGGCCGCGAGUGCUUCCAUGAGUCGCUGCACCGCGAUGAUAAGAUGACUGUCACCUUCCAGGUCGGCGACCGCGAGUUUGGCAGCGCCGGCAACCUGGACAUCGACUUCUGGAUCACGAACCCCCAGGGUCAGUACGAGACCUUUGAUAAGAGUGUUUCCAACGGCGACUUCUCCUUUGAUGCCAAGCACGACGGCAAGUACACCUACUGUUUCGGCAACGAGCACUGGGGCGCCCAUAGCAAGGAAGUCUCCUUCAACGUCCACGGCAUUGUCUACGUUAGCGAGACCGACGUCCCGGCCGACCCCCUCGAGACUGAAGUCCGUCACCUCUCCGAACUCCUUGCGCAGGUCAAGGACGAGCAAUCCUACAUCGUCAUCCGCGAGCGCACCCACCGUAACACCGCCGAGAGCACCAACAGCAGAGUCAAGUGGUGGAACCUUUUCGUUAUUGGUCUCGUCGUUGGAGAGUCCGUUUUCCAGGUGUGGUGGCUUCGCAGAUUUUUCGAGGUCAAAAGGGUGGUUUGAAAACAGUCGCCUCCGUUUCUUCUCAUUUCUCGGAUACCCGUGCUGGGGACGACAGGUCGAAGGCGCAAAAAAAGAUAGGGAUCCUGGGAGGGCGGGGUGCCGGAAAAGGACAUGAUCCCUAGGCCCUGUUGGUGAUGGAGGUUAACAUGUAUAGUUGAUCAUAAUCACACAUGAAUGACACGAACGAUUCUGAAUAUAAAAAGCCGGCUUAGCGCGCGACCGAACUGCUAUGGAUGCAUGUUAGACGAGAGCAGAUCUGGUUUCCACGAGGC
This is a messenger RNA of Colletotrichum destructivum, 1145 nucleotides long. RefSeq names its product Putative transmembrane emp24 domain-containing protein. The coding region runs from base 262 to 873 and encodes 203 amino acids. NCBI's taxonomy places the organism in Eukaryota, Fungi, Ascomycota, Sordariomycetes, Glomerellales, Glomerellaceae. Gene Ontology annotation, cellular component: endoplasmic reticulum-Golgi intermediate compartment; endoplasmic reticulum; COPII-coated ER to Golgi transport vesicle. The record is from RefSeq and is a predicted model, not a curated record. The transcript is spliced from 3 exons. Gene Ontology annotation, biological process: intracellular protein transport; Golgi organization; endoplasmic reticulum to Golgi vesicle-mediated transport.